This is a messenger RNA of Anastrepha ludens (Mexican fruit fly), 993 nucleotides long. RefSeq names its product 26S proteasome non-ATPase regulatory subunit 8 (gene Rpn12). The transcript has 4 exons. The record is from RefSeq and is a predicted model, not a curated record. Gene Ontology annotation, biological process: proteasome-mediated ubiquitin-dependent protein catabolic process. NCBI's taxonomy places the organism in Eukaryota, Metazoa, Arthropoda, Insecta, Diptera, Tephritidae. The coding region runs from base 120 to 917 and encodes 265 amino acids. Gene Ontology annotation, cellular component: nucleus; proteasome regulatory particle; cytosol.
AAAUAGCUCCGUAAACAGAGAAUGUCAAAAACUGAAAUCUCUGCCGUAAAUUUUAGCGUAUCAUUCUGUAAACUCGUCGUUUGAAUUUUCAUAUUGCUAAUUUAUAUACAUACAUAAAAAUGGCAAAUUUGGGUGGAGUUGAAAAUUUGUAUAAAGAAUUAAAAAGCGAGUGGUCUAAGAAGCCACAAAACCUUAAGAAGUGCGGACAAUUGCUAGAUAAUCUGAAGAUUGCCCUAACUAAACUAGCGUUUUUGCCAACUGGUGAUAUUAAAACGUCGAAAAAUGAAAUGGUACUAGCUCGCGAUGUUCUUGAAAUUGCUGUAGAGUACAGCGUCGCAAAUAAGGAUAUACCUGCAUAUGAACGAUAUAUGUCUCAAUUAAAGUGUUAUUACUACGAUUACAGGCAAAAAAUUGGCGAGUCCGACAAUAUGUACAAAUUACUUGGCAUAAACCUUCUCUACUUGCUCUCCGUGAACCGUGUUUCAGAAUUUCACACAGAAUUAGAGCUUUUGUCGGCCGACACCAUUCAAAAUAACAAAUAUAUUCGUCCGAUUCUCGCUUUGGAGCAAUAUAUAAUGGAGGGACGCUACAACAAAAUUUUCCAAGCAAAGAGUUCAGCACCUUCUGAAAUAUACAACCAUUUUAUGGAUAUCCUGCUUAAUACUGUUCGUGAUGAAAUAGGUGCUUGCAUUGAAAAAUCCUACGAAAAGAUAUCCGCUAAAGAAGCAGCUAAACGGUUAAACCUCGACUCAGUUGAAGAAGUAAAAGCUUUUGGCCAAAAACGCAACUGGAACUUGGGCCCAGAUGGUGUUUACAAUUUUGUAGAAAAAGUCGCCAAGCCAAAAGAGACGUUACCUUCUGUGGAGUUAGCAGAACAAGCAAUUUUCUAUGCCCGUGAACUAGAAAUGAUUGUUUAAAUAUUAAUUUCACACAAUUACAUAUAAAAAAGUUUGUAUUCAACUAAUAAACAUAAUUUAAAUUUAAAUAAGAGAA